AUGGAUAGUGGAAUCCCGGUUGAAUUAGUUGGAAGUUUCGGAGAGUUAUACCCGGGUUACAUAGUUGGCUUUAGGGCUCCUGAUAGUUUUAAAUUCAGAUUUGUUGGUGAGGAUUCUCCGGGACUGCCCGCUGAAAUAAACGCAUCUCCGUGUCGUUUACGAAAACCUCCUAGGGGCAAUGUUCACACGAUUUCCGCAUCAAUUGUUUCGGUUGGUCUUGAAGUAGAGGUAUUAGCUGGAAAGCCAGUUAACGAUGAUGGCUUCAAUCACCUCUUCUAUCAAACCGGUGAACUUCCCCCAUCGUGGUGGCCGGCUCACGUUGUCAAACAGCGCGGGGAUUUCGUUGUUGUAGAGUUUGAUAUACGUGAAAGCCACGAGCAUCCUCCCGUGUUUCCUCAGCCGCUGCUUGAUGGUGUAGCUGAAAAUAACCAAAUUAGACCAAAAAGCUCUCAAAAGCAGCUGACGGAGUCGGACUUUUUCUAUCAUGUCCUUGAUAUUCCGAAGGAAUUGGUUGGCUUGUUCAUAGACCCAUCGAAUGUUCAACACAUAGUUCGAGCUUGUGGGCAACCUAUGCUUAUCUGUCAAGUUUCCACGUAUAUGAAUCUUCCAAAGGAAUUGGGCAAUGUAGACCUAUCGGAUGAAUCGAAGUCUAAGUUCCUGAUAACUUGUACCUCUCCUGAGACAAUAACUAAGGCAAAGACGUUGGGUCAUGACGUGAUCAGGAUGCUUCGUCAAAAGUAUAGCAUUCUUAAUCAAAUUAAUGAAAUUUCCCGACGUAUCAAAGGAACACAGCCCUGCAAGGCAAGUUUUCCCUUUAUUUGCGUAAUAACUAGUAAAUUAUUUGAUUCACUUAUCUGUGAAGAGUUUUCCGUUGAACCGGAUCUUGUUGGUCAAUCAAUUGGCGCGAGUGGGGCAAACAUUCGUCAGGCUCGUAAGGUGGAUGGGGUGGUUAGCGUAGUCCUCAACCCUGAUACAUGUACCUUCAGAGUUUCUGGAAAAACUAGAGAGGCAGUCGAAAAUGCAAGGAAGAUGUUAGAGUAUGCAACGGAGGUGAUGCAAGUUCCACGGCAAUACGUGGCACGCAUAAUUGGACAAAAGAAUCGCCAAAUUCAGGCUCUAGUGGAUCUGGUGGGCCUGGCUAAAAUUCGUGUUCAAGCCGCCGAUGAAGCAACGGUUCCGAACUGCGUCCCGUUCGCCUUCACCGGCACUCGUUCGGCAAUAAAUGACGCCAAACUGCUGAUAAAUUUCAAUAUAGAGAAUCUAAAGGAAAUUGACCAGCUCCAGGCUAGCGUUGCACCUCAUGGACGUAAUGGUGGUGGACAUCAGCAUAAAAAACGUGAUGCUUCAAGCAAGUCGACUUCAGAUUGCAUUAAAGGUGAGCGACGCUUCCGUGUCCAGCAGACAGACAACGGUCAAGCAACAGACAGUGGGAUGACUACUGCGACUACCUUCAACGGCGACACUGCCAAAGGUUCGAGGGGUGGUCGGACAACAGAUACCGCUGCCGAACAGUCUGACCCUCCUCCACAUCGACAUCCUCCUCGUCCUUCAAACCCACCCCGAAAAAACAAGCAGCAGGCUAGGGUUGCUGCUGUAGUCGGCGGCGCCGUGCUUCCCUCAUUUCCCGGGCAGAACUCCCUGCCCCCACCAGCACCUAAACCGGGUAUGUAA
This is a messenger RNA of Mesocestoides corti, 1671 nucleotides long. Lineage: Eukaryota; Metazoa; Platyhelminthes; Cestoda; Cyclophyllidea; Mesocestoididae. The record is from the annotation of a GenBank genome assembly.